AUGACGCUGAGAUACAUGACAUGGAACUGCAGUGGCCUAGGCAAUAUGCUGCUACCAGAAUUAAUUCAAUGGCUGGACGAGCUACCUUCGCAGCAAAGACCUCACGUUGUAUUUCUGCAGGAGUCCCAUUGGAGUAUUACGAGCGAAUGGGAAUCCAAAGGAUGGAUGCAUAUCUCCUCGGGCCAUGCAGAAAAAGACAAAUCGGCAGGACUGUUGACCCUGAUCAACAUACCGCAUGUGACCACCAAGGAGGUUCGUGUACGUCGCGUACUACAAGGUCGCUUGGAUCACAUCCGUAUCACGCACAGCAAGGGUGUAUUGGACAUUCUGAACUGCUACAAUCAAGCGGUAUCUUUUCAACAACCGGAGUCCCAUUAUCUCAAGCGAUCCCAACUGUAUCGCAACCUGGAUAAGAUCUUAUGUUCCUUGGCGGUUGAGCAUCAAGUUUUGGUGGCUGGUGACUUUAAUUUACAACUUCGCAGAGAAGAACCAUAUGUCGGCUCGGCCACAUGCUUGCGAGCACCCUUGGACGCCCAAAUUGCCAAAGAUGUCGAACAAUUCUUGGAGGUGGUUCGCAAACAUGCACUAUGUGCACUCAAUACAUGGCGAGGACGACGACCACAUACCUUUACUCAUCUGAAGUACAAAACUCAGAUUGACUAUGUAUUUACCAGGCAAUCCCAAGCUACAGGGCUGGCCAAGCAAGCAAUGCCUCAACAUGAUUUCAUUGUCGGAGCUUGGAGGGACACGAAGCACUACCCGGUUAUGGGCACAGUUCAUGUACCCAAACCUACAUGGCAACAACGACAAUGUCCCAAAUACGAUAUUACAGCCAUCCUGCAGGAGGUACAGAACCCUGGUACGAUCUCUCAGACCAUCCAUGCCCAAAUGAUGGAGUCACUAAGUACUUUGCCCCUCGAUCGGUAUGACGACAUCCCGAUACUGCUACAUGAUCUUUGCAGCCGCUAUUUUCUGAGGGUCCCAGAGCAGCACUCACCCACACCACAGCAAGUGGAGCUGAAGCAAUACAUCAAAACAAUGUGGGGACACUACAAGGCAGCCAAAACAGGGUCUAUGAUGGGUUCACCGCUCCGUGGACUACUACGUCGCUGGAGGCACCUUGUGCAAUACCACAAAAUGCGAAAGGAGUCCCAAAAAGUUGGUCGAAGAUUGAAGCGAGAGCGAUUCCAAACCUAUCUGGAAAUGGCAGAGGAGGCGGCCAAUACAUCCAACACAGUGGCCCUUUACAAACUUGUUCGCAAGCUGGCUCCCAAGUCCCGACGUCAACAGGUACAAAUACGGGAUGCCGAAGGAAUGAUUAUUUCCGAACUCGACGAAGAAGAACAUCUUCGAAAACACUUCGAGGGAGUAUGGCAUCUUCCCAUGCAGUGGGAAUCGCCCUCACUGUGCACCGCUGUGGCUGAUCAAGGUGAUGGGUCGACAUUCUGCAUAACUGCGAACGAAAUCCGACAAGCUGUAUGUGCGAUUCGCCCACGCAAAGCGGUCAGCCCACAUCUUCCUCCUGCACCUUUUUGGAAAAUAGCUGCGCCAGCACUUGGACAGUGGCUAUCCGGACAGAAAGGCAUCCAGACGGCGGACAUCCGAUACCCUCCAUCAUGGCUUAUGACCUCCGUGGCUCUUCUUCAGAAGCCUGGCAAGCCAGUAGGCCCCCUUUCGUCUCUACGCCCCAUUGGCCUACAAGACCCUCUCUCCAAAGCGUACACUUCGAUUCUGGCCCAGCACUUCAAACCCUAUGCUCUAAAAUACCUGCGCAGGAUCCCACAAUAUGCAUACCUCCCAGGCCGUGACGUUAUGUGUGCAUUGAUGCGUGCAGUACAACAUUGUCGAUCAGUUCGUACCACCAUACAGAGUCAAGCCUACAAUCUGCAUCAUCUCAGACAGGGCACGAGCACGACUGAUUUUCGAGCAGGUCUCCAGGUAUCCCUGGACCUGUCUCAAGCCUUUGACACAGGCCCAUGGUCCCUAGUUAUGGAAGCAGUACGCCGAACAGGUGCUCCUGAAGGCCUAUGCUCUGCGAUUGCUCAAUGGAUCCAGGGCACGGUAUACGAACUCACGUACAAACGCACCCGGCUUUUAGUCCAUGCAGGACGUGGUGUUCGCCAGGGCUGCUGCCUCUCGCCGAUUGUAUGGUCGGUAUUCACUGGACUCCUCUAUCAGGAAUUUGAGGCUAUCGGUGGCUUGCGCUCUCCCACAGGAACGCUGUCCAUGUUCGCUGACGACAAGCACAUAUGCUGGGAGCUGACCUCACCGACUGAUCUUCAUGGUGCUCUUCAAUCUCUGGGUCAACUCCUUCAGCUGCUUCGAAGAUUUGGCUUGAAGGUCAAUGCCAACAAGUCCAAGGCCAUAUUGCAUGUGCAGGGCAAAGGCUCGGAACGGAUCAAGCGCACCUGCAUCAAACUUGUAAAGGAUGAAAAACAUCUGAAGGUACCGAUCUUUGAAGCGAAUACUGUGACAGUGGAGCUCAUUCCACUGGUGUCUCAGCUUCACUACAUGGGUAUAGUAUUGUCAUACACGAGUUUUGAAGAGCAGACAAUGAGACACCGGAUUGCGGUUGGAAGGGCGAAUUACGAUCGCUUACGGAAACUGGUCAAUGCCCGAAAGAUUCUUCGGCUACAUCAUCGCAUUCGACUAUGGCGUUGCACUAUUCUUCCAGCGAUGACGUAUGGACUACUAAGUACGGGCUUAACCAAAACAUCAGCGGACAUGUUUGCAGUUGCAUGGAUCAAACAAAUUCGGGCAAUAUCCAACUCGCCAGUUCAUCUUACGGGAGAGAGAUCGUUGGAUCUAUUACAGAGAGUAGGCCUGCCGGAACCAAUGCAACAUCUACACAAACUGGCCUCCAGUCGACUUCUCAAUCUUCAACAACUGUACAGACAGAUCGAGCCGGAUGAUAUCAUGAAGGACCCAAUGAUUGAGAACAUCCUGCACAACAGAAUUAUGGAGUUCAAACAGCUCGCCCUGGAGGCUACGUACCACCGAAAACACGACUCCACCCUGGUACAUAUCCCGUUGCAGGAGGGCUUUUCAUGUCCAGAAUGUGGCAUUUACUUUAAUACUCAAGCAGCCAUGCGGCAGCACGUUACAAAAAAACACUCAACUGAACAUGAGCCUGAUGUAGCUGCGAGGUCGUUUGCUGAUGUCAAUGCAGACAUACGCAGAUACGGGGUUGAUGGCAUGCCACAAUGUUGUUUUUGCUUGAGCAAGUUCAACACAUGGAGUAGCUUGGGGCGCCACAUUAAACUGAAUCGAUGCACAGCUCCCACCGGCUCAGCGAUAGCCCUCCCUCCUGCCCAGCCCACCCGCGGUGCUACUGAGGUUCGAGACAAGAUUCCAGUCGCAUCGGAUUCUGACUUCCAGCAAUCAUUUCGUAAAGGGGGACUCAGUUAUCUCUGCAGGCGCAAGGACGUGCUUCAGGAGCUCGCUCAUCACUGCGCGAUCUGCAGACAAUGGCUGGUUAACAAGCAUGACUUUGGGUCCCACUUUGUCAAAUCCCAUCAGGACCUCUGGAAAAAGUACGGCACGCGGGCCACCAAGCUGGUAGGUCUCGGAGCCAAGAUGAUCCAGCAAUCCGACCAGAGUCCCCCAUCGACGGCAACAGGGAUGGAGAUGGAACCAAUGGCAGGCUCCAAAAGAAAGGAGGUGGAGCAAGAGACGGCGCCAAUGUUGGUUACGGAAGCAGCGUCGAAGCUUCAGAAAAAGGGACCUGGAAGGGGCAAGGGCAAGGCCAAGACCAAUGCCGGAACCUCCCAGUCAUCGCAAUCUCAGCUCACCAAUCUGGUGCACACCAUCGCGAGACUAUCGAUUCGACACGAAGAUGCAUUGGCGGCGCAAAGACUCAAUCAAGCCUACGUGAUGUUUUUGCAAAUCAAAUCCGCAGGGGAGCUCCAAUCGCUCGUAUCCCCCCUGUACACGGCGUCACAGACGUUCGACACAGAGAAGGAGAUGGGCAAAGCCAAGUAUCCGAAACGGGUGGUCCUGGUCAGCCUCAUCCUUCGCGAGUUGGUAUCACGAGUGGACAUCCUGACGAAGAACGACGACGCGAUGCGGAGCGCGGUGCAGGCACAGUUGCUGGUCAAGGACGAGGACGACGAUCCGUGUUGGCCCUACUUGCAAUGGGAUCCCGACAGUCGCCAGGAACUCCGCAACCAGGAUCGGGAGCCCAUGAAGCUGGAGCGGUGGCAUCGCAAAAUGCAGAGUGUCAUAGGCCUUCUGACGGGGGAGACGGUUCUACGAUGUCAGCCCAGCCGGAAGCUGACGGCCAACAUGGAGGGCGACCAGGUGGCUAUGUUCCUCGAGAUCGGCACCGUGGGCGAAUCGGAGCAAGACCUUCACCGCCAUCUUCGGGACAUGUGCGACCUCUCGGUGUGGAAGAUGGUACUGGGAAGGUUCCGAAGGGAUCGUCUUCAGCGGAACCCCCUGGCGAACCGGGUCAUGGAGCUUCUCCCGGACAACGCCUGA
This is a messenger RNA of Symbiodinium natans, 4479 nucleotides long. Lineage: Eukaryota; Dinophyceae; Suessiales; Symbiodiniaceae. The record is from the annotation of a GenBank genome assembly.